This is a messenger RNA of Bursaphelenchus okinawaensis, 354 nucleotides long. NCBI's taxonomy places the organism in Eukaryota, Metazoa, Nematoda, Chromadorea, Rhabditida, Aphelenchoididae. The record is from the annotation of a GenBank genome assembly.
AUGAACAAGCUCAAGGAAGAGCUUGGGCUGCGCCCCUCUGCGGGCUGGACUGAAGUUCAGAGGUCUUUCAGACGAAAGGCCUUUGAGCUUCAUCCGGACCACAAUGGGGGCGUGGCUGGCGCCGGGUUGGCUGAGCUAACCCGGCUGUUCAACCUUGCCAAGGAAGAACAGCCGGAGGUGCGAAGCCGCCCGGUCAAUCCGCACUCAGCGGGAUGCCCUUGGGCUCCAGAAUCGCUGAAGGGGUGCUUUGAGGCGGCUAAAACCGCCCCUCAAAGGAAGAGGGUUCGCGCCCUCUUCGCCAGAGCCUUUAACAAGAGGCUGGCCGCUCCUACUUGCACAUGCGGAGCUUUUUGA